ACAGUGCAUCAGAGAUCACUUUAUCAGUGCCAUGGAGUUCAACGUAUGUUGUCGGAGGGUGGUCCUCCUCGUCGCCCUUUAUAUCGCCGUAGUGUCUACAGCGUCGGUGCAGGUGUCGCAGGUUGCCAAGAGAGCUGUAUCAGCGGAGUCCCUAUCUAGUGCGUCUAACAACAUGGCUGGAGGUGCGAAGAUCUGCCAUAGCAGGACACCCUGUGGAUGGGCUGUAUACAUACCGUUCACAAGGACUGUCGACUACUUCAUGAAAAAUACGUGUGUUUGCCCCAAGAACAAAGUCUGUUUGAGAACCGAUGACGACCUCAGUGUCUCUGCCUAUGUUUAUCGAUGCCGUGUCGACGCCAACCCCGCCGAAGCGGAUACGGAACCUCCUACUGCAGCACCGUCACCUUCAUAACCCCCACCUACACCUCGACUGUGACAGAUGCCUAACAAACAAACUACCCAAAGUACUAUUUCACACAGCAUUUCAAACAUGUUUCAACUAUGUAACUGUAAAAUUAGGUAACAGUGAUUUUUUAGUUUACAAAUAUUGAAAGUACGACAGUUUUGUGGUGUUUACGUGUGU
Messenger RNA from Macrosteles quadrilineatus (aster leafhopper), 583 nucleotides. RefSeq lists its product as uncharacterized. The record is from RefSeq and is a predicted model, not a curated record. The transcript is spliced from 3 exons. NCBI's taxonomy places the organism in Eukaryota, Metazoa, Arthropoda, Insecta, Hemiptera, Cicadellidae. The coding region runs from base 32 to 412 and encodes 126 amino acids.